Linum trigynum is the source of this 2550-nucleotide messenger RNA. Lineage: Eukaryota; Viridiplantae; Streptophyta; Magnoliopsida; Malpighiales; Linaceae. The record is from the annotation of a GenBank genome assembly.
CUCACUUAGGAAUUCUCAGCCACUUUGCCAACAUGCCUUCUAAAACCAUAAGUAGAGGCAAUCGGAUCCAAAGCAAUCAUAUUAUUACAAACUGCCUUUUAUUAUUAGUACGCAGUCGAACCAAAUGCUUAAAAUGACACCACGGCUGCUGCUGUUAUUACUGAUUGUCGCGGGAUUCACUGGAACUGAAGUUGCCAUUGCCGAUGGCGAGUACUUGAUCGGCACGGGCAGCCACGACAUGACCGGCCCGGCAGCUGAUGUUAACUUGAUGGGUUAUGCGAACAUCAACCAGAAUGCAGCCGGGAUCCAUUUCCGGCUACGAGCUCGGACCUUCAUCGUCGCCGAAAGCGAGACGAGGGGGUCGAGGUUCGCUUUCGUCAACCUAGAUGGAUGCAUGGCGUCCCAGCUCGUUACCGUUAAAGUACUCGACAGAUUGAAUUCCAGGUUUGGAAAUCUAUACACCCAAGAAAACGUGGCGAUCAGCGGCACUCACACCCACGCCGGCCCCGGUGGCUAUUUGCAGUACGUGCUUUACAUCGUCACUUCUCUUGGCUUCGUCCGACAAUCGUUCGACGCUAUCGUCGAUGCAGUUGAGCUCAGCGUAGUCCAGGCUCACAACAAUCUGAAAUCCGGCUCCAUUUUCAUCAACACAGGAGACGUAGAGAACGCGGGAAUCAACAGGAGCCCAAGCGCUUACCUCGCCAACCCACCGGAGGAGAGAGCGAGUUACCAGUCCAACGUCGACAAGGAGAUGACCCUUCUGAAGUUCGUCGACGCGGCUACCGGGAAGAGCGUCGGAGCAUUCAGCUGGUACGCCACCCACGGCACGUCGAUGUCCAGAGACAACAAGCUCAUCAGCGGCGACAACAAAGGGGCAGCCGCAAGGUUCUUCGAAGAUUGGUUCGCCUCCAACUCCUCCUCGACCGCAGCCGGGAAACCAAGCCCCUCCGCCGCCGUGAACAUCGACAAAUUGGUCGCCAAGGCAGGAACAGUCAAAGCCACCGGCGGGGAAACUUGCCGGGAAACGACCAGCCAGGGGUUCAAGGCGAGGAAGGACAGGGAAUUCGUCGGAGCUUUCUGCCAAUCGAACGUCGGCGACGUGACGCCGAACGUUCUCGGAGCAUUCUGCGUCGACACAGGAAAGCCUUGCAAUUUUAAUCGUUCUUCUUGUGACGGGAACGACCAGCUCUGCGUUGGCCGUGGGCCAGGGUAUCCGGAUGAGACUUUGAGCACUAAGAUCAUCGGCGACAGGCAAUUCAAGAAGGCAGCAGAGCUAUUCACGUCGGCGAAAGACAAAUUACGAGGUAAGAUCGAUUAUCGUCAUGUCUACCUGAACUUCACGAAUCUUGAAGUUCAGGUAGAAGGCAAGGGCACGGUGAGGACGUGCCCGGCUGCUGUUGGACCAGGUUUUGCAGCAGGGACGACGGAUGGACCUGGAGCGUUUGGGUUUCAACAAGGAGAUACAGAGAUCAAUCCAUUUCUGAAGAUGGUGAGAGACUCCAUAAAAAAGCCAAGCCAAUAUCAGGAAGAUUGCCAAAAACCCAAACCGGUUUUGCUCUCCACGGGAGAAAUGUUCGAUCCUUAUCCAUGGGCGCCGGCGAUUCUUCCUGUACAGAUACUUAGGCUAGGGAAGUUGAUCAUACUCUCAGUGCCAGGAGAGUUCACAACAAUGGCUGGUCGGCGACUAAGAGAGGCGGUAAAGGCGACACUAAUAGCCAAUGGGGAAGGAGAAUUCGAUGACAACACCCAUGUUGUGAUUGCUGGCUUGACCAACACUUACUCCCAAUACAUCUCCACUUUCGAGGAGUAUCAACGUCAGAGAUACGAGGCAGCAUCAACGCUCUACGGGCCUCAUACACUAUCGGCAUACAUCCAGGAAUUCAACAAACUUGCAAAACAAAUGGCUAGAGGCGAGAGGAAUAGUAACGCAUCCACGUUAUCCCCACCUGAUCUUUCGUCCGAACAGCUCGGUUUGUUGAUUGAGCCACUAGGGGAGUCACCACCAGAUGGUAUUAAAUUUGGUGACAUUAAACAGGACGUAGCUCAAUCGAAAGAUGGUCAUUUCAAGAAGGGAGAUCGAGUCAGUGCCAACUUCUGGAGCGCCAACCCUAGGUACGAUCUACUAACAGAAGGAACAUUUGCUGUGGUGGAGAUGCUUCAAGGGGGAGGGAAGUGGGUUCCAGCAUUUGAUGAUGAUGAUUUCUGCUUGCUUUUCAAGUGGGGAGUUGAUAAUAAGACUGGUUCUAGCUUGGCAACUAUAGAGUGGGAGAUUCCUAAUGAAGCGAGUCCUGGUGUCUACAGGCUAAGGCACUUUGGUUCAGCAAAGGAGACUGUAGUCUCUGCUGUUGGCUACUUUACUGGUGCUUCCAAAGGAUUUGCAGUAGCUUAAACAUGGCGCGAAAGAAAAUGUGACCAUGUAGUAGGUAAAGAAGCACCCAAGAAUCCAUGUAUUUUAUAUGUAAAGAAAGGGUAUCGAGUUCGAGCAUAUGAUAAAAUCAAGACUCUCUCUACAAGCCAUCUGGUACUAGACAAUUAAGUUAACAUGAAGAG